Molecule: messenger RNA, 975 nt
Organism: Seminavis robusta
Lineage: Eukaryota; Bacillariophyta; Bacillariophyceae; Naviculales; Naviculaceae
Source: the annotation of a GenBank genome assembly
AUGUCAACCCGUCAGUGUGCCACUUGCAACAGGGUGCUGGACCGCCAUUCCUACAGCAACAAUCAGUGGAGAAAGUCAGUUGGUGUCUCGCGAUGUCAUUCCUGUAUCAACGGUGGAGGCGCUCCUGCUACCGGAAGUGACGGAGUGGAUGCGUCCCAAACGGCUCGGCGCAAUAAUGCCCAAGAAGCCACCUUUCAAACCUACGAUCUGGACCAUCCAUUUGCCGAAGGUGGCUUUCGAUGGGUGGCCAAGGGUCAAUAUGUAAAGGGUGGCAGAUCGGGUCAAGCAUGCGUCUGCAAGUGGUUCAAGAGUGGCGCUGUCUUUGAGGCUACCUUCUUUGACAAGGACAUUGAAGCCAUGAACAAGGCCUUGGAGAUUAUUCAACAGUGGAAUCGAACCAAACAAAUCAACAAACUGAUACAGAUUAACAUACCCGAGGUUUGGACGUUCAAAAACACAUCUGGCGGUGGCUGGGCUGGCCGCAAGUGUCUCCAGGAACCAUUCAUUCAAAACUACCAAAAGUUCAAUUCCAAUACGGGUUGGGCAGAUGAUUCCACACCCUGGCCGAGAGUCAUGCAAGCCCUCAGUCACUACUCCUACCAUGCUUCCGGUGGUAAUGUGGUCCUCUGUGAUCUGCAGGGUGGAGUCUAUGCCACUUCAGUUGUGUUGACCGAUCCAGUGAUUCUCUCACGCAACAAAGCAUAUGGCGUCACUGACUUGGGACCUCAGGGCAUUAGCACUUUCUUUAGCAACCACCGGUGCAAUGAAUUUUGCAAAGGAAAUUGGUCCAAACCAACCGAUCAACGACAAUACUUUCGCCCACAGGAAGGAACCAGCAUGAUGCGUCCCAAAGCAGUACCAACUCGGGCAUCUCGUCCCAUGAAUACCUUCUAUGAGGAUGACAGCGACGAAGAUCUGUAUUUCAAACUGGAUGCGUGUAGUUACGCUGAGUAUGGUCAUGGGCUCGACUACUAG